GGGAAUUUGACUGCCAGAAGUUGAGAGCACACAUUUUUAGUUUGCAAACAGGAUUUUAUUUCUUUGUUCUCAACUUGUAAUGAUUGGAGUCAAAAUUUCUGCCCUCUUUCAAGUUUUUGCUGUGCUCUCUCAAAUCUUUGUGUAUAGGCUCAGAUUUUCUCCUUGCUUGCAAAACUUCUCUGCACGGAUUAACUCCUACUGCGCAAUAUAACACUUUCAUUAUUUUGGCUGAAAUAUUGCCAGGCAAUGGUACUUUUUUGCUUUUAGAGAGAGCAGAAAAUAAUUCACAAGCAAGCAGAGAGGUUUGCGAACAUCCUCUGUAGGCAGUCUUAGAGUGUUGGUGUUACCACCUCAUAUUUAGCCUUCUACCUUGAUUUUGUUUUUUCUUUUAGCGUCUGUCGGGACAGGGCUAUUGUUUUUCUGCCUCCCUGCCUCCAAUGCUGGCUGCAGCUGCCAUCGAGGCUCUGAACAUCAUGGAGGAGGAUCCAGGUAUUUUCAUUGUUCUAAGAGAAAAAUGCAAACAUGUUUAUAAAGCUUUACAAGGAAUUCCAGGUCUGAAGUUGGUAGGAGAACCAUUUGCCCCAGCUCUUCAUCUACAACUCGAAAAAAGUUCCGGCUCCAGAAGCUCCGACAUGCAGCUGCUCCGCUCCAUUGUAGAUUAUUGUUUGGAACGAAAGGUUGCUUUGACUCUUGCUCAGUAUCUGGAAAAAGAAGAGCGAUUCCUUACCCCUCCCAGGUAAGGAAACUAUUACAGUAUUUAGUGUAGCUCUAAUUUGUAUGUUGCGCCUAGGUGCAAUAGGAAUAAGACAGUUAUUACAAAAUGACAAUAAAACAGAAUCUUCACUUUAAUGUGGUAGAAGGGUUUGGUAUCCCCUGAACCUAAGCAAAAGUUAUCUGGGACUUUGGCACCUGUUAUGGACUAAGAUU
Poecilia latipinna (sailfin molly) is the source of this 927-nucleotide messenger RNA. RefSeq names its product serine palmitoyltransferase 1-like. Lineage: Eukaryota; Metazoa; Chordata; Actinopteri; Cyprinodontiformes; Poeciliidae. Bases 438 to 740 code for a protein of 100 amino acids. The transcript is spliced from 4 exons. The record is from RefSeq and is a predicted model, not a curated record.